AUGUCAGCCUACGUGGAACGCAGGCACCCGCAAAAGCGGCUAACCCGGAGGCCCCACCCGUAUGGGGGGCCCUCUGAGGGGCCCCAAGGGGCCCCUUCCCUUUUUACGCGGGUGGCUUCCCGCGUCUCCUCUUUCUUCAUGAAUGCCCUUAGAGGGAAUUCGCGGGGGCCCCGCAAUAGCAGCGAGCAGCACUUGCAGCAGCAGAGCGAGGCCAUGAGCGAAUGCAGCUCGUUUUUUAGCGAGACGCGCAGUGAAGCCUCAGGGGGCCCCCUUCACAGAGACUACCGGCAUCAACAGUAUCUGCAGGCAGCAGGAGCAGCAGCAGCAGCAGGAAACUAUUCGAACUCCUCCCUGCCGUACGUCGGCUUCGCCCAACAGCAGCAGCCACAGCUGAGAGGACCCCACAAGACAAAUUUGGCGGGGACGGCUGUAGAGGCCCUUCCAUGGGAACUGAGCGACACGGGGGCCCCUGCGGGGGCCCCUUCGGGGGGCCCCCCGGGGGCUUUGGGGCCCUGGCAGCGCAUGCAUCCACAGCUGGCCGCCCUUUCUCGACUCGACAGGCAACAGCAGCUGCGUCUCGAGCAGCAGCAGCACUUGCAGCAGCAGCAGCACUUGCAGCAACGGCAGCAAGUGCAGCCGAAGCAGCGAUACCGACAAGUGCACGUGGCUUCUGCUGCAGCGGAGGCGAGAGACACGGCAGCAGCUAUCCCCAUGUUUCAGCAGCAGCAGGCUAUUCUGGAAGAGCAGCAGCAGCAGCAGCAGCAACUGCUGCUGCAGCAGCAGCAGCAGGAUAUGCUGGAAGAGCAGCAGCAGCGACAGCAGCCCCGAGAAGACGUUUCUGCUACUGAGCUGCAGCAACUCUACCUUCGGUGUCACCCCCUGCGCUGGCAUGUGCGGCUUAUGGAAUUGUUUCAGCUGGAUGCUGAGGCUGCAUUGCAGCAGCAACAGCUACAGCUGCAACAGCAGAAACAGCAGCGUCUGCUCGAGAAGCUGCAGCGCCGCAUGGAGGCCGGUGCUUCGGCGGAAUCCUCAGGUGUCUCGCCAGCAGCAGCAGCAGCAAAAGCAGUGCUCGCAGAAGCCUCUGCUGCACUUCAGCCCGCAGCCAAGGCAGCAGCUGCUGCUGCUGCUGCUUCUGCUGGUGUCUCCACGAGGUCGGCAGUAGCGACGAAAGACGCGCGUGCCUCCGCAGCGGGAGGGGCUGUAGAGACAGGAGACUCCGCAGCAGCAUCAGCUGCGGCGGAGUGCCUCAAGGAAACAGGAGGCGGCCUCGCAGGAGGCUCUUCUUCUGCAGGCUCCAUGUUUGGUCGGCAGCAGCAGCGAGAUGCGACGCCAGAAGAGCAGACGAAGUCGCGUGCGAGCUGCAUUUCUGGCUCCCUCUUCGGUGCGGGGACUGAGCAGCCUGCUGCUGCCGCAGGAGGGCAUGCAGGAGCGACGAACGGCUUCUCCGUGUUCGGGCUUAGCAGGGGGGAGACGCACAGUGCAACAGGAACCUCUGUCACCGGCGGACGAACUGCUGCUGCUGGCAGCGCUGCGGCUGAGCAGCCUCUUCUCUCAGGCACAGGCACAGCUGCAAAGCCUCCAGGAGACCAAACACAAGCGCAAGCAAAGGUUUCUGAGGAGGCUUCUUCGUCUCCCCCGCAGAAGGGCCUUGUCUCCGAGGCGGAGACUGUCAGCCGCACUGCGGUGAGUGGAGUCUCCUCCCCAGACAAGGACGAGACUACGGGGAAGCCGUCUCGCAGUCUGUUCGGUGCUGCUGGGCUGAAAAGCUCCGCAAAGGCGUCCUUUGGGAGUCUCCUGGGAGGCGUGGCUCCAGGUGCCACACACAGCCUCGUAGGGGCCACAAAGCUCGCAGCCAGUAGCACGAGCAGCAGCAGCAGCAGCACGAGCAGCAGCAGUAGCAGCAGCAGCAGCAGCAGUAGCAGCAGCAGCACGAGCAGCAGUAGCAGCACGAGCAGUAGCAGCAGUAGCAGCAGCAAAGAAGGUAGCAAGCCAGCUGCAGUGCCCUGGUGGCUAGCCAACGUGGGCAAGCCGUGCGAAGUCGUUAUUGAGGCUGAUGGCUUUGCGGAGAAUGCAAAUGACGAGGGAUCUGCGGAGCACGCUGCAGAGGCGUCUGCAGACUCUGCUGUUGCGACUCCUGCUGGCGUCGUUGCUGCAGAUGCAGCUGCGCGAGACGGAGGAGGCACAGCAGCGCAGUCCGCAGCAGGGGGGGGAGGAAGCGGCCUUUUUGGCAGCCUGCCAAUUCCGAAGGCUGCGCCAGCUGCUCCCUCGCUGUUCACCUUUGGCAGCUCCAGCAGCAACAUCAGCAAAAACAGCAGCAGUGGCAUGUCGCUCUUCGGCAUUAACAAGGAGGGGGGGGGCCCCUUCAGCGCUGGCGGCAGUUUGUUUGGCACGGCGACAGCAGCAGCGGCCCCUCCUGCCCUUUUGGGAUCUUCCCCCAGCAGCAACGAUUCUGCAAAUCAAGUAUUCGUCUUCGGUGCCAGCAGCAGCAGUGCAAACAAGAGCAGCGAUCCUGCAGCGGCAGCAUCGGAAGCGCAGAAGCCCUUCGUUUUCGGCAGCAGCAGCACCAGCAGCAGCAGCAGCAGCAGCAGCAGCACUACUCCUGCGGCGGGGGCAGCAGCCGAUAAGCCUUCCCUCUUUGGCAGCUCCUCAGCAUCUACAAAUAAGCUGUUUACAUUUGGUGGCAAUGCAGCUGGAGCAGGUGCAGCAGCAGCAGCAGAUAAGCCUUCCCUCUUUGGUGGCAGUGCAGCAGGAGCAGGUGCAACAGCAGAUAAGCCUUCCCUCUUUGGUGGCAGUGCAGCAGGUGCAGCAGCAGCAGCAGAUAAGCCUUCCCUCUUUGGUGGCAGUGCAGCAGGUGCAGCAGCAGCAGAUAAGCCUUCCCUCUUUGGUGGCAGUGCAGUAGGUGCAACAGCAGCAGCCGAUAAGCCUUUUCUCUUUGGUGGCAGUGCAGCUGGAGCAGGUGCAGCAGCAGCAGCAGAUAAGCCUUUUCUCUUUGGUGGCAGUGCAGCUGGAGCAGGUGCAGCAGCAGAUAAGCCUUCCCUCCCUUUUCUCUUUGGUGGCAGUGCAGCUGGAGCAGGUGCAACAGCCGAUAAGCCUUCCCUCUUCGGUGGCAGUGCAGUAGGUGCAACAGCAGCAGCCGAUAAGCCUUCCCUCUUUGGUGGCAGUGGCAGCAAGGGCACCCCAUCUUUCAAUUUGUUUGGUGCUCCCUUCUCCGCUUCAAAGCCUUCGGGAGGUUCUCUGAACUUUGGACUUUUGAAGGAUAGCGAAGGGGGCAGUCAGAGAGGGAAUUUAUUCGUGGAGGGCGGCGGUAGUGGUAAGCGGGGUAGAACCGAGUCGGAGGGGCCCCCCUCGAAAGGUUUAUUUAGGACGCGCGAGGCUCCGCAUAAUGCCGCGUCUAGAAUACCACUCAAACGACAGUGCGACUGCGCCUAUGCGACUCAGAGGGCACCUGCGGGGCUGCCUAGCGAGGUGGCUAGCUACAAGUUAGACGAAGGGCGAAAAGGGGUAACUGGCCAGCCAGGAGCGACGCACGCAGCGGCAGCCUUACAGGGCGUCGCCGCAGACAGCUGGUGUGCUAUACCUAUUGACUGCUGUCCCUUUCAAGUCUAG
Cyclospora cayetanensis is the source of this 3606-nucleotide messenger RNA. RefSeq names its product mucin-19-like. The transcript is spliced from 9 exons. The coding region runs from base 1 to 3606 and encodes 1201 amino acids. The record is from RefSeq and is a predicted model, not a curated record. NCBI's taxonomy places the organism in Eukaryota, Apicomplexa, Conoidasida, Eucoccidiorida, Eimeriidae.